This is a messenger RNA of Chlorella variabilis, 1219 nucleotides long. RefSeq lists its product as hypothetical. The record is from RefSeq and is a predicted model, not a curated record. Lineage: Eukaryota; Viridiplantae; Chlorophyta; Trebouxiophyceae; Chlorellales; Chlorellaceae. The coding region runs from base 136 to 1146 and encodes 336 amino acids. The transcript has 8 exons. Gene Ontology annotation, molecular function: zinc ion binding; oxidoreductase activity. Gene Ontology annotation, cellular component: mitochondrion.
GUCGGACGUUGUUUCCGGAGCGCAGAGGCUAGGGUGCCCACCCACGGCUCGGACCUCGUGGUGAACCACGCUUUGGAGCAACCUCAGGCGUGGAUCACUCCCUCAAGGGUGGAUCCAGCGGCAGUGCUGAGCGGCAUGGCGGAGGCAGAGGGCAGUGCGUCGCCUGCGCCUGUGGUGAAGCGCGUGCAGUAUGCACGGUUUGGGCCUUCCUCGGAGCUGGAGGUGGUGACCAGCGGCGUGCUGCCCAGGCGCCAGGCAGGGCAGGUGCUGGUGGAGAACAAGGCCACCUCAGUGAAUCCCGUGGACGGCAAGCUGCGCGAGGGGUAUGGCGGGCGGCUGGCGUCGCCCAAGCUGCCGGCCACGCCGGGCGGCGACGUGGCGGGCGUGGUGGUGGAGGCGGACGCCGGCAGCAAGUUCAAGCCAGGGGACCGCGUGUUCGGGCUGAUGUACCGCUGCGUCGGCAGCUACACCAGCCAUGUGGCACUGCCCGAGGCCGCCCUGGCCCGCAUCCCAGCCUCCCUCAGCUUUGAGGAGGCGGCGUCGCUGCCCCUGGUGGCGCUGACCGCGUGGCAGGCCCUAGAGCUGGCGGGGUUGAGGGAGGGGCAGCGGGUGCUGAUCCACGCCGGGGCGGGCGGCGUGGGCUCCAUUUCCAUCCAGCUGGCCAGGAUCCGGGGCCUCCACGUCAUCACAACCUGCUCUGCCACCAACGCCGACUUUGUGCGCCAGCUGGGCGCCGACGAGGUGAUAGACUACAGGCAGGAGCGGUUUGAGGAGGUGCUGAAGGGCAGGCCCGUGGAUGCGGUGCUGGAUGCCGUGGUGCACGGGGACGCCCCCUGCGAUUAUGAGCAGCGCAGCAUGAAGGUGCUGAAGAAGACGGGCACCUAUGUCAACUUCAUCCCCAAGCCGAUGCUGCUCCCCAUCCUCAUUGGCUUUCUGCGUGGUGCCUGUUGGCUGGGGCCGCGGUACCGAGUGGUCAUUGUGUCGCCCAACGGCGGCCAGCUGGAAGCCAUUGGCAAGCUGGUGGAGGAGGGCAAGGUCAAGCCCAUCAUCCACAGCGUGCUCCCACUGGAGAAGGCAGCGGAGGCGCAAGAUCAGGUUGCGACUGGGCACACCCGUGGCAAGAUUGUGCUGAAGAUCAGCGAGUAAUGCGUGGCACUGUACUUGCUUACACAUGCAUGAUUCUUGGACUGCGUGUUGUGUGCUUGUGAACAAUUCUGCC